Paramecium sonneborni is the source of this 2918-nucleotide messenger RNA. NCBI's taxonomy places the organism in Eukaryota, Ciliophora, Oligohymenophorea, Peniculida, Parameciidae. The record is from the annotation of a GenBank genome assembly.
AUGGAUAGAUCAAAUUCUGUACCUCGUCUUGGAUCAAAAAUGGUAACUCCUUAAAUGUAAGGUUAAUCCUACAGAACUAUUACUAUGCCAUAAGAAUCUUCAAACUCUUAGAUGAAAUUUAUAAAUGAUUUAGUUUAAUAGUAACCAAACAGUUAUCGAUCUGCAAUGGGAAUUCCUCAGAUAUAAGGAUAAUCCUAUAGAGCUACACAAUAAUCAUAUUUAAACCCUUAGACGAAAUAACUGAAUGAUUUGAUUUAAUACUAGUCAAACAGUUAGAGAUAAGCUGUUGGAUAAUAAUUUGAAUAACUUAGUCCUGGGGAAAUAAAUUAAUUUUAGAGAUAGUUUGAGAAUGGUUAAAUUUUAAAUGGUUUAUCUACGCUCUAAAAUGAAGCUAAUAUGACAUAGAAAUUAAUGGUUUAAAUGAGAUAAUAGCAAAAUCAACUUGCUCAACCAAUUUAAUAUGUACAAACACCUCCUUCUCUUGCUUUACCUCCUCCACAACCAAUUAUUUAUGUUUAAUCUCCUCCUACUCCUACUACUCCUCCAGUCCUUCCAUCUACUUAAAAGUAUAUUAUGUAAUAUUGUUCAGAAUGUUUGAAUAAAGAUUAAAUAGUAACUAUUUUUAUUUUAUUUUAAAUAGUUAAAACAAUAGGAAACUAAAAUUGAAUAUUUACUUGAAGAAAUGAAUAAAAUGAGUAGGUUUCUAGUAGAUAAGAGUUAAGAAAUUGAACUUUGGAAAAGAUAGUACAUGUCAAUUUAAACAGUAUACAUUAAUAAUAUGUAGGAUCUUUCAAGGCCUAAAGUGAUUGAUAAUUCAGAAAAGUAUCUUAAAGAAAUUAAUGAUUUGAAAAAUAAAUUAAAUUCAAAAGAUAAAGAAAUUAUAUCACUCAAAACUAAUAUCAAUCAAAUGUAAGAGAAACUAGAUCAAGAUUAAGAUCAAUUAUAAUUGAGAGCAAGAAAUAAUGAUGAAGGAGAUUUAGAAUAAUUGUAAAAAGAUUUAUAUGAUGCGUAACAAGAAAUUGAAAUUUAUAAAGAAGAUAAUGAUAGAUUGAAUAAUAAAUUAGCUAAUUUGGAAGCAUCAUUAUAGAAUAAGAAAACUGAAAUUACAACAGUUUAUAAAUCUGAUCCUGAAAUGGAAAGAUAAUUAAAAGAACUGAGGUAAAAGUACACUGUUCUUUAAUCUUAAUAUUACACUCUAUAAGAUACAAGCAAGAUUGUAUAAAAAGAAAUUUAAUAUGAAACUAAAGUUAUUUAUUAACCUGAUCCUGAAACAGAAAAACUUUUACAAAAGAAAAUCUAACAAUAUGAAGAACUUUAUUCUAGAUAUGUUUCACUUUAAGAUUAAUAUGCAUCGAUAUAAUAAAAACAAUUAAGUAGUGUUUAUGAAACAAAAACUAUUUAUAAGCCAGAUCCCGAAACAGAAAGGUAAUUAUAAAUUAAAAUUGAAUAAUACAAUUAAUUAUAUUAAAGAUAUAAUCAAUUACAAAACUAAUAUUAUUAAUUGGAAGACCGAAGUAAAAUGAUUUAAAAGGAAAUUUAAUACGAAACAAAAAUAGUUUAUUAGCCUGAUCCAGAGACAGAAAGAUUAUUAAAAUUAAAGAUACAACAAUUGGAAUCCAUGACUAGUAAAUGCACAAUGUUAUAGGGACAAAUUGAGAUGACAAAAACAUAAAUAGAAUAGUAUUAGACAAGAAUAUAUUAAUUUGAAACAAGAAAAUCAGAGAGUGAGAACAAUUAAAUAUAGGUUGAAUAGUUGAAAGAGUAGUUAAGAAGAGCUAAUUCUGAAAUUGAAUAAUACACAAGAAAGAUUUAUUAGUUAGAAUCAAAUAAUGAAUAAACAACAUUUUUUAAAAAGUAGACCUCUGAUCUUAAGAUGUAAUUUGAAUAAGAGUAACAAUUAACAAUAUAAUUGAAACGCAAAAUUGAAGAAAUGAAGGCAGAAUAAUCUAAAUAUGAAACAUAUAAAUUGAGGAUAAGAGAAUUGGAGGUUUUGGUUUAAUAAAAGGAGGAUAGAAUUCGAUAAAUAUAGUUAGAGUUAGAUCAAUAUAGAUCAGAUAUGAUGACUUAUUAGUAAAGAAUAUCUAGUUAUCAAGUGAACAUUGAUAAUAAUGAAGCGCUGAAAUAAUAGAUUCUUUAAUGGAGAGAGAAGUAUGAAUAAUUGGAAUAAAAAUAAAGAUAUUAAAAUAAUGAAGAGGUUAAUUAAUGGAAGAUUAGAUAUGAAUAAAUAGAGUAGAGAUAUGUGUCUUUGUAAUAAAGUUAUGAAACCAUUUAAAUAACUUUGAAAUAGUAUUAAGAGAAUGAGUAAUCAGAAGUAUUGAAGUUAGAAAUUAAGAGAUUAUAAAAAACUGUAUGAUUAAAUAUAUAUAAAUAGAUUGUUGAAUUGAGAAGUGAAAUCGAUCGAUUGUUAAUUUAAGCUUCAGAUAAUCAAUGGUUGUCUUAAAGAAAUGAGGAAUAGUAAUUAUUGAUUGAAUAGUACAAAUCUCAAUUAGAGGAAAGACAAUCAGUGUAACGAGAGUAUAAAUAUGAAAUUCAGAAUGUAAAUCAAAGAAAUGAACAUGCUUCUAGUCAAAAGAUAGUAACAACUACUUAAUAAUCAUAAUCAUAUCCAUCUAUAACGUAAUAAACUAAGACUGUAGAAUAUAAUUCAAUUCAACCAAAAAUGAGUUAAUAUAGUUCGUAUUAAUCAAGACCUGUAGAACAUACAAGUGUUUAAUAAAGCACACAAUAAAGAUAAACUUAUUAAUAAUCUCAUUUUAAGUAACCAUCUCAGGUGGUUCUAAUGAAUGAGUAAAAAAAAGUAAUUAUUUUGGUUAUGCAAUUAGAGUAGAGCGGAAUAAGAGUUUAGUUCUUAAAGAUGGAAUGAUAAUUAUGGAGUAGUGUUUAACGAAGUAACAUAAAAGGAGAAGUUAUUUUCAUGA